This is a messenger RNA of Trametes versicolor FP-101664 SS1, 1656 nucleotides long. Its product is annotated as PAH-inducible cytochrome P450 monooxygenase PC-PAH 4. Bases 1 to 1656 code for a protein of 551 amino acids. The transcript has 14 exons. The record is from RefSeq and is a predicted model, not a curated record. Gene Ontology annotation, molecular function: oxidoreductase activity, acting on paired donors, with incorporation or reduction of molecular oxygen; monooxygenase activity; iron ion binding. Lineage: Eukaryota; Fungi; Basidiomycota; Agaricomycetes; Polyporales; Polyporaceae.
AUGUUCACCAUCCCCUCUGCGAUAUGUGUUGGGAUCGUUGUCGUCGCAUUCCUCCUUCGAGCCUUCCAUCGCCGAAAGAGCAUCCGGUAUAUUCGUGGGCCUCCGCGUUUCUUGAGCCUCCUAGGUCAUGACUACUUGAUGAACCUCCAGGACGAGGUGGGAGACCUCGAUUUCAAGUGGCUCGCCGAAUUCGGGUCCACUUGGAGGAUUCAGGGUGCUUUCCGCACCGAUGUCAUCAUGACAGCGGAUCCUAAGGCUAUCCAGCAUAUCUACCAUAAGUCAGCUUACAACUAUGCGAAGAAGCAGUCGCAGAACCACAUGAGCUAUCUCAUGGCUGGCCCCGGAAUAGUCUGGUCUCAGGGCGAGGACCAUCAAAGGCACCGCAAGAUCAUGAACCCCGCCUUCAGCGCCGCCCACCUUCGGUCGUUCCUCCCGUUGUUCCAACGCGUCACCGGCAAGCUUGUGGAGAAGUGGAAGGCGGAGCUUGCUACGACCUCCGAGUUCGAAUCGUUGAUCAACAACUGGAUCUCUCGCGCUGCGCUCGAUAUCAUUGGACAGGCCGCAUUCGACUACGACUACGGCGUUCUUGAGGACGCUGAACAGAGCACAUUGGCGAAGGCAUAUCAUGGCAUCCUUAAAGACGCCGAGUUUAGGCUGCCGGGCGCGAUGAUGCUGUUCCGUGCGGCUUGGGACUACAUCCCUGUGCCAGUCCUCAAGCUGUUCCAAUAUCUCCCUGUGGACCCAUUCACGCGCAUUUUGAGUCUGCGCCGUCUCUACAUCUCCGUUGGCAAACAGAUUCUCCGGGAGAAGCGACCAGAGCUGGACGCCGAAAAGCGUCCUAACAGCAAGGACAUCAUGAGUAUCCUCAUCAAGGCAAAUGCAUCCUCGGAGGCGAAGACUCGUCUCAACGACGACGAACUGAUGGCGGAGAUGUACACACUGACUCUCGCCGGGCACGAGACCACGGCCACCACUAUCUCCUUCCUCAUGUACCAGCUUUCUCUGCACCCCGAGUACCAGGCCCGUAUGCGUCAGGAGAUCCGAGAGGUCCGUGCUCGUGUGACCGCGCGCACCGGCAUCGACUUCACCAUGGAAGACUUGGACAACAUGCCGCUGUGCUUGAACGCUAUCAAGGAAACGCUCCGCUUCCACCCCAUCGUCUCCUACCUCCCCCGUGUCGCGUCCAAGGACGACGUGCUUCCGCUUAUGCACCCCAUCAUCUCCGCCACCGGCGAGACCAUCACCGAGAUCCCGAUCAGCAAGGGCCAAACUAUCCUCACCUCGUUCGCCGCGUACAAUCGACUCCCUCAGGUCUGGGGCGAAGACUCGCACGUGUGGAACCCCGACCGGUUCUUCCGCAUUGACGUCGGGAAGCAGACGAACGUCGGCAUGUUCGCGAACCUCAUGACGUUCUCUGCGGGUGUUCGUGGGUGCAUUGGGUGGCGCUUCUCCAUCAUCGAAACGCAGGCUCUCGUCGCGGAGCUCCUUGAGAACUUCCAGUUCAGGCUGCCCGCGGGCGCCGACCCUGCUGCCGACCACAAGAACUCGGAGCUACAGUGCGCGCCGUCCGGCGCCGCUAUGGUUCCGCUCAUUCGUGGCAAGCCUGAGCUCGGCCCUUCGCUGCGCCUCCGUGUCUCGCUCGCACCCACCGAGUGA